Molecule: messenger RNA, 1979 nt
Organism: Planococcus citri (citrus mealybug)
Lineage: Eukaryota; Metazoa; Arthropoda; Insecta; Hemiptera; Pseudococcidae
Product: juvenile hormone esterase-like
Exons: 11
Coding region: 88-1731 (547 amino acids)
Source: RefSeq, a predicted model, not a curated record
UUUCUUCACGAUACGUUCAGCUUCAUCACUUCUCAUUUACUCAAUAGCUACAUUAGGUAUCAUUCAUUUUACGGGCACUUAAUAAUUAUGUUGUUGUUAAUUUUGAUCAAUAUUUACGCAGUCGUAUCUGGUUUGGUUUUCAUAAACGGAGUCGAGGUAUCCACGAAACAAGGUAUUUUGAAAGGUGGACUUGAGAAGAGUAGAGGUGGACGGAUAUUUUAUUCUUUUUAUGGUAUUCCUUACGCGGAGCCUCCAGUAGGAGAGUUACGAUUCGAGAACCCAAUUCCUGCCAAAUCAUGGACUGGGGUACGAGAUGGCACAAUUUUACCACCAGCUUGUCUUCACUAUUUCCUGGGACAAAUUCAUGGCGAAGAAGAUUGUCUCUAUUUGAACCUUUAUACACCGAAAAUAUCCAACGAAACGUUGUUACCUGUGAUGGUAUUCACCUAUGGAGGCCAAUUUAUGUACGAUAAUGCCUUACCUCACAGAUACGGACCCCAUUAUUUCAUGGACAGAGACGUUAUUCUGAUUACUUUUCACUACAGAUUAGGAAGUCUAGGCUUCCUCAGCACUGAAGACGAAAUAAUCCCCGGAAAUUACGGAUUGAAAGAUGGAGUUGCGGUUCUUCGAUGGGUACAAAAUUUCAUCGACGAUUUUGGUGGCGAUAGAAACAGAGUGACUAUAUUUGGAGGAAGCUCCGGUGCCAUUAGCGUCUCUAUGACUUUACUUUCUCCUUUAGCAGAAGGUCUAUUCCAUCGUGCUAUAUCUCAAAGUGGACAUCCUUUCGACAUGGAACGCCCUGGUAAAGCGAAACUGAACGCUUGGAAAUUCGGCUCCAUGGUUGGAUGUUCCGGAGAUGAUGUGAAAACUUCAGAAGAGCUAUUAAAAUGCUUGAAAAAUAUCCCUGGCGAGAAACUGGUCUCUUAUAAUACAAAACUUUUUACAGGUGGAAUUCUGAUCCCAGCGUUUCCUUGGGGACCUGUCAUAGAAAAUGAAAAAGUAGAAGGAGCUUUUCUAGUCGACGAACCGAAAAAACUUAUUGAACGGAGAUCGGAUAUUCCUUGGAUUUUGGGUAUAAAUUCUGACGAAGGAGGCAUGAUGGCAUUACUGGCGUAUUUUAGAUCUGACGGCGCAGCUUUAUUGAGAGAAUUGGACAUGAGUUACAGAAAACUUUUUCCAGUCAUGUUUCGUUACGGACAUCACGUGAAGGAUCUCGAACAGUUGGAUUUAGUGACAGAAACUUACAAAAAUCAUUUUUUUGGCGAGAAAACUAUUAGUCAGAAUAUCCAUGGGUUCUCCAAGAUGUUCACCUCAUUAAUCUACUUGACGGGGCUCAAAGAGGCAGUAAAAUUAUACAAGGGACAGAAAUACGUUUAUUAUUACCAUCAUCAAAACAAACAGUCAUUUGCCAAAAUGUAUUUUGCCAAUGCUGACGUUGAAAUGGGUAUUAUUCAUGGCGAUGAACUUGUAAGCUUUUACAAUUGGUCUUCUGUGAUAACGCCAGUAACCGAAGGAGUAGACUUGGUUGUUUCUGAACAACUGCUCGAUUUAUGGACCAAUUUUGCUGCUAAUGGUCACCCGAAUUUUGAGGAUAAAGUCAUCUGGGAUCCUGUCGAUUCGAAUGAUAUUAAUUAUUUGUACAUACGGGAUGGUAUUCUUGAAAUGAAAGAAGAGUUGUUGAAAGAAGAAUACGAAUUCCUUGACAGUGUACCAGUCGAUGGGUAUUUCUAAACGUAGGUUGGAAUUGGAUUUUGUCAACGAAGAAAAAAAAAUCAUUUCACUGUGAUGAUAGAAUUUCUGUACUUUUAUUUUCAAAAAAUGAUUCGAAUUACCAUCACAUUCUGCUUCGAAUGGGUCAGAAACUGUAGUUGCUAUGUAUGUUAACUAAAUAAAAAUGCUCAGUCUACUAGACGUUAAUCAAAUUUCAAAGUAUAAAAACCAGUUCGUGUGCUUAUAAAAAUAAAAAGUCGUUCAUCAGA